Molecule: messenger RNA, 1083 nt
Organism: Macrobrachium nipponense
Lineage: Eukaryota; Metazoa; Arthropoda; Malacostraca; Decapoda; Palaemonidae
Product: cuticle protein AM1159-like
Exons: 3
Coding region: 4-630 (208 amino acids)
Cellular component (GO): chitin-based extracellular matrix
Molecular function (GO): structural constituent of chitin-based larval cuticle
Source: RefSeq, a predicted model, not a curated record
CCAAUGCAACCGAAGAUGCCGUCAGCCAGGCCUGGUCUUAGAAGCCCUACCAACACGCCUUUUCAAAAUCUCGUAGCCAAGACCGCAAAAGGAAAGGUAUCAGUGACCUUGUUUUUCCUGCCACGUGAUGAGGAGAAGAAUAGAAGAAAGGAGAAAAAGGGGGUGGUUCUGGUCGGGUAUAAAUAUUGGAUCCCUGGACUUUCACCACCAGUGGAACUCGACAGCUGUCCUACGAUACACGUCAUCAUGAAGCUCGCCAUCAUUGCCUGCCUGGCCUGCGUGUCUCUGGCCGCCCCACAACAGCUGCUCCCGAAUCCCGUGGCCAUCACGAGGGACGAACGAACCGAUAACGGAGACGGGACUUUCAGCUACGUCUUCGAGGCCGACAACGGCAUCGCCGCCCAGGCCUCCGGCGUGCAGGGCUUCCAGGGGCAGUCCAACAUUGAAGGAUCCUACAGGUUCCCCCUCGACGACGGCAGCGGCUUCGUCGAGGUGAGGUACGUGGCUGACGAAAACGGCUUCCGUGCCGAGUCUCCCUUCCUGCCCACCCCCCACCCAACUCCCGCCCACGUCAUCGAACUCCUGAGGAUCGCCGAGGAACAGAGAGCUGCAGGAAUCACCUUCGAGUAAUGGACGCUGUUCCUGAGGUUGUGAUAAUGGAAGAUCAGACGACAGACGCUGGCAAAGACAUGCUGGCGAUACGGCUGAAAUGGUUCUAAAGUGAAGAAUUAUAAUAUGGCUUAAAUGGCUUUAAAAUGAAUUAAAAUCACGAUAAGGGUAACGUAGUAGUAACAGUGAAUUUGUAAAAAAAAAAAAAAAAAAAAAAAAAAGACAAUCCUGAAAAAGAUUACUUCCUAUAGAGAAAAUCAUGUCUUGUAAUCACUACUCAUAUAAAAUAAAAGCCUAUCUGAUUUCCAACCCACAUAUCAAAGAAGAAAGAAAGCCUAUUAAGGCGUACGAUCACUCUGUAAUUACUAACUUGAUUUUUCAAUUUUACGGGAGCAAUAUUUUUUUGAACGAAGCGGAAAAAUCCGGAAUAUUUAUAACUAUGAGUACAAUAAAACCAACUUCCAACCUAAACAA